Biomphalaria glabrata is the source of this 8743-nucleotide messenger RNA. Its product is annotated as acetyl-CoA carboxylase-like. The record is from RefSeq and is a predicted model, not a curated record. The coding region runs from base 257 to 7429 and encodes 2390 amino acids. Lineage: Eukaryota; Metazoa; Mollusca; Gastropoda; Planorbidae. Gene Ontology annotation, molecular function: metal ion binding; ATP binding; acetyl-CoA carboxylase activity. The transcript is spliced from 51 exons. Gene Ontology annotation, biological process: fatty acid biosynthetic process.
UGACCGCUCUAAGUGGCCUAAGUUCGAUUAUUAUUAUAGCUCUUGACUACUCUAUUUGUAAACAAUAGUCCCCAGAACGAGCAUAACGGAAGCAUGAGGUGGUGAGGUCUCAGUCUCACGCCACCAAUGUAAUCUGUCGAUGUCGACGCUUUUCAGUUUAUCAAGUGACAUCAUCUGAAACACAAGCUGUGACUUUUUGUUUACCUUCGGCCUGAACAUUUGGGGAUACUUGUGGGGGAAACUUUGGGCAGGUAACAUGGAAGGAGACGGAAGCAAAGAGUUGCCACCCAAAGAGUCCAAGAAGAACAAGCGCCACAGAGCGGUAAAGUCAAAGGAUUUGAAGACACAGGAAGCUGCUCCUACUUCUUUGCUUCCUGGGAACGCUAAGUCAAAGGUUGAAACGGUGACCAUUCCAAACACAGGAAGCGCUAAAGGAGCUCCCUCGAGAGGGGGUGUCUUUUUCGACUUGAUGGAAGAGAGUAGUACUAGCAAUGAAGAGAACACAGAAGCAGAAGAAGAGAUUGGGCCACUCAGGUCAAUAAGAGCCCCAUUGUCAACUCAGUCUUCAUAUGAGGUGACUGAGAUGUUGCUGGACCCAGCUGCCCAUACUCCAAACAUGAGGCACACCAUGUCUGGAAUCUCCUUGGAUUCGGCUGCUAAAAGGAGGUCAUACGUGAAAGAUUUCUGUGUAGCCACACCUGAGGAGUUUGUCAAGAGUUUUGGUGGGAAUGUGGUCAUUAAUAAGGUUUUAAUAGCUAACAAUGGCAUAGCUGCUGUGAAAUGCAUGAGAUCAGUCAGAAGAUGGGCUUAUGAGAUGUUUAGAAAUGAAAGAGCUAUUAAGUUUGUUGUGAUGGUUACACCUGAGGACCUGAAGGCUAAUGCAGAAUACAUUCGUAUGGCAGACCAGUAUGUCCCAGUUCCUGGAGGCACCAACAACAACAACUAUGCCAAUGUAGAGCUAAUAUUAGACAUUGCUAAAAGAAUUCCUGUUCAAGCCGUGUGGGCAGGCUGGGGACAUGCUUCAGAGAAUCCAAAACUACCAGAACUCCUACACAAAAAUGGAAUUGAAUUCAUUGGUCCUCCAGAAAAUGCUAUGUGGUCGUUAGGUGAUAAAAUUGCGUCAUCCAUAGUUGCCCAGACUGCUGGGGUUCCAACACUACCCUGGAGUGGUUCAGGCUUAAAACUUGCACCCAAUGAUUUCAAAGGCAAGUCACUCUUGGUACCUUCAGAACUGUAUAGGAAGGGUUGUACUGCCCAUGUGGAGGACGGUUUAGAAGCUGCUAAGAAAAUUGGCUACCCAGUCAUGAUCAAAGCCUCAGAAGGCGGGGGUGGGAAAGGUAUUCGCAAGGCAGAAAAUGCAGAGGAAUUUCCAAACUUAUUCAGACAGGUCCAGCAAGAAGUACCAGGAUCUCCUAUUUUCAUCAUGAAGUUAGCAUCUGCAGCUCGCCAUCUGGAGGUCCAACUCUUGGCAGACAAAUAUGGCAAUGCUAUUUCACUGUUUGGACGUGACUGUUCUAUACAGAGAAGACAUCAAAAGAUUAUAGAGGAAGCGCCUGUUGUCAUUGCCAGCCCAGAUGUAUUUGAAAAAAUGGAAAAGGCAGCUGUAACUUUGGCCAAGAUGGUAGGCUAUGUGAGUGCUGGAACUGUGGAAUAUUUGUACAACGCUGAUGAAGAUAGCUUCCACUUCCUGGAGUUGAAUCCUAGGCUACAAGUGGAGCAUCCUUGUACUGAGAUGGUAGCAGACAUUAACUUACCUGCUGCCCAACUUCAGGUGGCCAUGGGUGUGCCUUUGUACAGAAUCAAGAACAUCCGUUUGUUAUAUGGUCUUGAUCCAUGGGGGGACUCAGAGAUUGAUUUUGACAAGCCUCAUAUUAAACCAAGUCCAAGAGGUCAUGUCAUAGCGGCUAGGAUCACAAGUGAAAAUCCCGAUGAGGGGUUUAAACCUAGCUCAGGCACUGUGCAAGAGUUGAACUUUCGCAGCAGCAAGAAUGUUUGGGGUUACUUCAGUGUUAGUGCUUCAGGUGGUCUUCAUGAAUUUGCUGAUUCCCAGUUUGGACAUUGUUUCUCUUGGGGAGAGGACAGAGAAGACGCUAGAGAAAACCUUGUGGUUGCUCUGAAAGAACUUUCUAUUCGCGGAGAUUUCCGAACCACAGUGGAAUAUCUGAUCAAAUUAUUGGAGACUGAGACUUAUCAAAACAACACCAUCACCACGGCUUGGCUGGACAAGUUGAUAGCUGAGAAGGUCCAGGCAGAGAAACCUGACCUUAUGCUGGGAGUUGUUUGCGGUGCAUUGCACAUUGCUGACCAAGCCAUUCUGACUGGAUUCCAGGAUUUCCAAACCUCAUUAGAGAAAGGCCAAAUACAACCAUCAUACUCAUUGAAAAACUCCUCUGAUGUUGAAUUUAUACUGGAUGGUGUUAAGUUUAAACUAAAGGUUGUGAAAACUGGUCCCAACGGCUAUUUCCUUCUGAUGAACAACUCCACCCUUGACCUGGAAGCACACCGUUUAACUGAUGGUGGUCUCCUGUUGUCUAUAGGAGGUUCUAGUUACACCACGUACAUGAAAGAACAAGUCAACAGUUACAGAAUCACUAUUGGCAACCAAACUUGUGUCCUACAGAAGGACAAUGAUCCAACCAUUAUGAGGUCUCCUUCUGCUGGCAAGCUAAUUAAUUACUUGGUUGAAGAUGGUGGCCAUGUAUUUGCAGGAGAUGUCUUUGCUGAGAUUGAGGUCAUGAAAAUGGUGAUGGAGCUUAGAGCCUCAGAAAAUGGAUGCAUCCAUUACUCCAAGAGACCAGGCUCUGUGUUAGAUGCUGGCUGUGUUGUGGCAUAUCUCACACUAGAUGACCCAAGUAGAGUUCAGAUGGCUAAACUGUAUGAUGGCUGCUUGCCAAGUCAAGAGAACACAGCUACUCAUGGAGAUAAGAGACACCAAGUGUUCCAGAAAGCCAAGUGUGAUUUAGACAACAUCCUGUCUGGCUAUAUCCUCCCUGAACCUUACUUUAGGGAGAGACUUGCAGCCACUGUGGACAGAAUGAUGAAAUGUUUAAAAGAUCCAGCUCUGCCUUUGUUAGAACUCCAGGAUUUAAUCUCUAUGAUACAAGGCAGAGUGCCCCAACAUGUGGAGCGAUCCAUUCGGAAACUCAUGUCAUCCUAUGCCAGUAACAUCACUUCUGUACUCUCACAAUUCCCUAGUCAACAGAUUGCAAGUGUUAUAGACACAUAUGCUGCAACUCUCUCAAAAAGAUCCGAUAGAGAUGUCUUUUUCAUGACCUGCCAGGGCAUUGUCCAACUGGUUCAGCGCUACCGUAAUGGUAUCAGAGGUCAUCUGAAGUCUGUAGUCCAGGAGUUAUUGAGACAUUACUUGAGAGUAGAACUACAGUUUCAACAAGGUUCCUAUGACAAGUGUGUACGUUCCAUCCGAGAGAAAAACAAAGAAGACAUGUUAGCUGUAGUCCAAACAAUCUUUUCUCAUGUGGCAGUACAGCAUAAAAAUACUUUAGUCAUCAUGCUUAUUGAUCACCUAUGUGGCAAAGAACCUGGUCUAACAGAUGAACUAGCUUCUAUUCUGAGCGAGCUGACUCAGCUGAACAAAACAGAGAACUCCAAAGUGUCUCUCAGAGCUAGACAAGUAUUGAUAGCGGCCCACCAGCCUCCCUACGAACACAGGCACAAUCAGAUUGAGUCAAUCUUCCUCUCCGCUAUUGACAUGUCUGGGCAUGAUUUCUGUCCAGAAAAUCUCCAGAAAUUAAUCAAUUCAGAGACAGCCAUUUAUGACGUGCUACCAGAGUUUUUUUACCACACCAACGAGGCUGUCAGGAGAGCAGCAUUAGAGGUGUACAUACGUCGAGCCUACAUUGCCUACGAAAUGAACUGCAUGCAGCAUUGUCAACUGGGAGAUGGGAAAUGCGUGGUUGAGUUUAAGUUUCUUCUCCCACGUUCACACCCUAAUAGGAUGAUGGUCACUAGGUUUGAUUCUGGGAUGAUCAGGCUGAGCAGUAUGGACAAAGAUUCUGGUUCCGACUCUGAUCAUUGGGAUGAACCUCCAAUCUGUCAACGCAUGGGAGUCAUGGUGGCCUACCAGAGCAUGAGUGAAUUAGAACAGUAUUUUGAUGGUAUACUGGAUCUCUUCCAAUCACUCACACCACCCAGCAGUCCUUUGAUUUCAGAGUUUGAUGAUGAUAACAUUUCUACACAGUCUAGCUCUAAUGUCUCAGAUUCAGGCACAGAUGACCCAACGCACAUCAUCAAUAUUGCAAUGAAACGUUUAGAAACAGAUGAUGAUGAUUCUCUUGCUAAAGUGUUUCAAGACUUCUGUACUCAGCGGGCCAAGGAUUUGAAUGCAAGAGGCAUCCGCAGAGUUACAUUUGUCGUGGCCAAUAGUGUAAGUUAUUGCCCUUUGCCAGAAAGAGCUAUGCCAAAAUAUUUUACCUACAGAGCCAAAUUUGAUUUCUUUGAAGACAGAAUCUACAGACAUUUGGAACCAGCCUUGGCCUUCCAGCUAGAGAUUAAUAGGUUGCGAAACUUUGACCUGGAAGCUAUUCCUACUGCAAACUUAAAAAUGCAUUUGUACCUGGGGAAAGCUAAGGUAGCUAAAGGUCAGGAGGUUACAGACUACCGUUUCUUUGUCCGCAUCAUUAUUCGUCACUCAGAUCUAGUUACAAAGGAAGCCUCAUUUGAAUAUUUAGAGAAUGAAGGGGAAAGGACUCUUUUGGAAGCAAUGGAUUCACUAGAAGUGGCUUUUUCUCAUCAAUCACUGUCAUCAGACGUGACCAAUCAGCAGUCCAAGAAAACUGACUGCAAUCAUAUCUUCUUAAACUUUGUGCCAACAUUGACUUUAACAGAGCCUGGCAAGUUGGUGGAGACUGUUAGAAAUAUGAUCAUGAGAUAUGGGUCAAGGCUAUGGAAGCUCAGAGUUUUAAAUGCUGAACUGAAGUUUACAAUCAGAAUGGCUGGCACUGGUCUCAGUUUUCCCAUCAGAGUAUUUAUCACCAAUGAAAGUGGCUACUACUUGGACAUCAGUUUAUACAAAGAAGUCACUGACUCCAGGACUGGACAGAUAAUGUUUGAAGCAUAUGGAAUCAAGCAAGGUCCACUCCAUGGUCUACUCAUCAGCACACCAUACUUGACUAAAGAUCACUUACAGUUGAAACGCUACCAGGCCCAGUCGUCAGGCACCACUUAUGUGUAUGACUUCCCUGAGAUGUUCCGUCAGGCUCUGCUGAAGGAGUGGGAGUCUCACUUGAAGAAAUACAACAAGGACAUUAGUCAGACUCCACUGGACCUCAUCUCCUGCACUGAGUUAGUCCUAGAUAGUCACAACCACUUGUGUACUCAGAACAGAUUACCUGGAGAGAAUGAGAUUGGCAUGGUUGCAUGGAAAAUGACCAUCAAAACACCAGAAUUCCCUGAGGGUAGAGAUCUUAUUUUAAUUGCUAAUGAUAUGACAUUCAAGAUUGGUUCUUUUGGUCCUUUAGAAGACUUACUUUUCAAGAAAGCUUCAGAGUUGUCUAGAAAAUUGGGCAUUCCCAGAGUGUAUAUUUCUGCUAAUAGUGGAGCUAGAAUUGGAAUGGCUGAAGAACUGAAGCAUCUGUUUAGAGUUGCUUGGUUUGAUGCCAAUGACCCUGAGAAGGGUUUCAAAUACUUGUACCUCCGUCCUGAUGACUUCAAGAAGGUCAGCAUUUUAAAUUCAGUGAGAGCCGAGUUGAUUGAAGAUGAGGGAGAAUCUCGUUAUAAAAUAACCGACAUCAUUGGUAAAGAAGAUGGUAUUGGUGUAGAGUCUCUACGCAUGGCUGGUAUGAUUGCUGGGGAGACAUCUCAAGCUUAUAAUGAAGUAGUCACCAUCAAUUUGGUGUCCUGCCGAGCUAUUGGUAUUGGAGCUUAUUUGGUUCGUCUGGGUCAAAGAGUCAUUCAAGUGGAGAGUUCUUUCAUAAUACUCACAGGUGCUGGUGCCCUCAACAAGGUUUUAGGUCGGGAGGUAUACACUAGCAACAGUCAGCUUGGAGGUAUUCAAAUAAUGCAUAACAAUGGAGUCUCACAUGCUGUUGUACCAGAUGACUUUGAGGGAGUCUGUAAAGUGUUACAUUGGUUGUCGUACAUGAGAACCAAAAAAGCUGGCAUAUUGCCAAUCAUUCAGCCGCUGGAUCCUAUAGACAGACCGGUGGAGUUUUGUCCAACUAGAGCUCCCUAUGACCCAAGGUUUAUGUUAGCUGGAAGAAGAGAUAAUGGCAAGGUUCAAUCUGGGUUUUUUGAUGAUGGUUCUUUUGAUGAAAUAAUGCAGCCGUGGGCACAGACUGUAGUAGCAGGCAGAGCUAGGCUUGGUGGUAUACCAGUAGGUGUGAUUGCUGUAGAGACCCGCUCUGUAGAACUUCACAUACCUGCCGACCCUGCUAAUGCUGAUUCUGAAUCUAAGGUUAUCCAACAAGCAGGACAAGUUUGGUUCCCAGACUCUGCUUACAAAACUGCACAAGCAAUCAAGGAUUUCUCCAGGGAAGAACUGCCUUUAUUUAUGUUUGCUAACUGGAGAGGUUUCUCUGGGGGCAUGAAAGAUAUGUAUGAUCAAGUGCUGAAGUUUGGCUCCUACAUAGUGGAUGCCAUUCGAGAGUACACACAACCAAUAUUUGUCUACAUCCCACCCUAUGGAGAGUUACGAGGUGGCUCCUGGGUGGUUGUGGAUCCACUCAUUAAUCCAGACUACAUGGAAAUGUAUGCAGACAGUCUCUCAAGGGGAGGUGUUCUGGAACCAGAAGGAACAGUGGAAAUCAAGUUCCGCAGAAAAGAUUUGGAUAAAUGUAUAGGUCGCCUAGAUGUUGAAGCCAAGAAACUGAUUGAGAAAAUCUCGAGUCCAGGUCUGACUCCAGAUAUCAAAGCCAGGCUAGAGACUGAGCUCAAAGAAAGGGAAGACCAUCUAGCAUCAUUAUAUCACUCUGUAGCUGUCACUUUUGCUGAUCUCCACGACACACCAGGCAGAAUGGAGGAGAAAGGCUGUAUCACGAAAGUUCUAGAGUGGUCCAAAUCUCGUGAGUUCUUUUAUUGGCGACUCAGACGUCGUCUGCUGGAGAUACAUUUUAAAAGUCUAAUGAAACAACACAUUCCAGAUUCAACCCAGGCACAGUUAGAUUCAAUGUUGAGUAGAUGGUUUGUUGAGGACCGAGGUGCUAUACAUACAUAUCAGUAUGAAGAUGACAAGUUAACUGUUGACUGGCUGACAUCUCAGAUGGAGGAAAACAGUGCAGUCAUGGAGAACAUUAGGUGCUUACAGAGAGAUCAUGUACUCUCUCAAAUUAGGAGUAUGAUGGGAAGUAACCCAGACAUUGUCAUGGACUCCAUAGUCUCCAUGACUCAACAUAUGACAAAUACUCAAAGAAAUGAAGUGGCUCGAAUAUUGGCCAGUCUCAACUCUCAAGAGGAACCAGUGCUAGAGUCCUAACUGUUAGUCUUUCUACUGGAUGCUACACACAAACUGAACAUACUCACUAGGCUAGCACAGAAUGGCUACAUACGUGUACUCCAUGGAGUAUGACAUGUAUUCUUUGCUAACAGAUUUCUCAGAUUCAAAUUUAUUUAUUAAACAAUAGUACCUGCUUGAACUACCAACUUCCUAUUAGAAUUCAUAUAGAAACAUCAAAUUAUAGGUUGUGAAUAAUUGCCUGAAGAAUUCAAAGUUGUUUGUGCAUAUUAGCAGCUGGAACUUUUCUCUAGGUUAACAAAGGAAAUGGUCAAUAUGUUGUUGUGUUGUGUUUUGUUUUCUAGUACAAUGUAUAGCAUUGUUGAUGAAAUGUUGGGAGUGUUUUCCAAUAAAUCAAAGCCACAUAAUGAAAUGGUUGAUUUUUUUUAGUUCAUUUCUUUUUCAAUCUCCUGCACUCUCUGGAUAGUAAUGUUUUUUGUACGGGUACUGAACUCCACACUCAGUGUAUUGGUGAUCAGUUGGAUCACAACACAGACAUGAGUUUGACUAUUUAUUUAUUAAUUUAAAAAUCCAUUCUACUUUGACUGUGUGCUUCAGAAUGUUUCAGUACUUCUAGUCUUGACUGUACACACUGGAAACCAUUCAGGAGUAAAGUAAUUAAUUUCUAGGUCAUUGAGGUCAAGCUAAGAACUUAGGUGCAUAUAUUUUGGCAUUUCAACAUUUUCUCUCCUGAUUAGAUUUUCAUUGUUUUUAUAUUUUUAUAGUUGUUUUAAUUUUUUUUUCAUUUAACAAAAACACUAGUUUCAUUCCAAAGACCUGUGAGCAAAUAUCUGUGCAUAAUGUUUUCAAGAGAUUUUGUUUAUAGAUAUUAAAGAAUUUUGAACUGCAAUUUGUUCUAUUUGGUUUCAUGACUGUCUAGUGGAAGUUAACUUUGUGAUCACAGUGUGGCUGCCUGGUCGUGCGGUUUGCGCGCUGGACUGUCGUUCAGAUUUUCGAUGGUCCAGGGUUCAAACCCUGUCCGCUCCCAUCCACCGUCGUCCUGCGGGAGGUUUGGACUAGGAAGUAAUUAUCUUCAACUCUGAAGGAACAUCCGAAACAUGUAAAACAUUUUACAAACAUUUUAAUUAGUUGCAGUGUUUAACAGGAAUGUAGUCGCAGCCAAACCUGACCGCAAGAAAAGUAGUCACAGAAAACCAAUGAACUUUAAUAUGCUUUUAUUUGAAUUCCAGUAUAGACACUGUGGACACUAGGUACUAAAAAAAAAAGAAAGAUGUCACUUCUUCAACUCUAUACAUUGCUAGGAACAAUAAGCUAGAUGACAUUAUUCCAGUUUUU